GCGGCCGCCGGGGCAGCGCUGGUCGGCGGAGCUCGGGCCCGGCGGGGGAUGGAGGCCGCUCCGCUCCCCUCCCGACACCAUGCUGCUGGGCAGGAAGCCGGAGGCCGCCCUCGGUGCAGGUUUGGAGAUGGAUUGUAUGACUCCUACAUGAGGAUAGAUCAAAUUAGGUACCAAGAGGCUACAAAUGAAGAACACAGCCCCUCAGGACUUCCUUCCCUGGCAAGAGCUAAUGUUUCUAGCAACAAACUUGGGAUGAAGGAUCACCCUCUGACUGGAGGUCAGGUCAAAGUGGAGCAAUUAUUUGAGGACUCUGGGAACAGAAGGAGUAGCAUUCUUCAGACUACGGGAAUUACCAGUUCAGAAAGAUCUCUUCCUUCCCUGACGAAAGAUAGAAGCAUAGAGAGCAUAAGCACUUCUAAAGGUGGUGGUAGUUCCUCAAAAGCACAUAAAGCCAUUUCCCAAGCUCCAGAGCAAGCUGUCAAACAGUACAAACAUCAGUUAUCUGCUUAUGAACAGCAGGAGAUAUUUAAUUUUUCUGAGAUCUACUUUGUGGGUCCAGCUGCAAAAAAGAGGCAGGGGGUAAUCGGUGGCCCCAACAAUGGAGGCUACGACGAUGAACAAGGCAGCUACAUUCAUGUGCCCCACGACCAUCUUGCUUACAGGUAUGAAGUCCUCAAAAUCAUUGGCAAGGGCAGUUUUGGACAAGUUGCUAAAGUCUACGACCACAAACUCCACCAACACUUAGCCUUAAAGAUGGUGCGCAAUGAAAAGAGAUUCCAUCGCCAAGCAGCAGAAGAAAUUCGGAUUCUGGAGCAUCUGAAGAAGCAGGAUAAAACAGGCAGUAUGAAUGUUAUCCACAUGCUGGAAAGCUUCACCUUUCGGAACCACAUCUGUAUGACAUUUGAGCUCUUGAGUAUGAACCUGUAUGAGCUGAUUAAAAGAAAUAAGUUUCAGGGCUUCAGUAUCCAACUGGUGCGCAAGUUUGCUCACUCUAUCCUGCAGUGUUUGGAUGCCCUUUAUAGAAACAAAAUCAUACACUGUGACUUGAAGCCAGAAAACAUCCUCCUAAAACAGCAAGGAAGGAGUGGAAUUAAGGUUAUAGAUUUUGGGUCCAGCUGUUUCGAGCACCAAAGAGUCUACACAUAUAUUCAGUCUCGAUUUUAUCGGGCACCAGAGGUAAUUUUGGGAAGUCGCUAUGGGAUGCCCAUAGAUAUGUGGAGUUUUGGCUGUAUUCUGGUGGAGCUACUGACUGGAUACCCUCUCUUUCCUGGAGAGGAUGAGGGAGACCAACUGGCUUGUAUGAUGGAACUUCUUGGAAUGCCACCUCAGAAGCUUUUGGAUCAAUCCAAGCGAGCCAAGAACUUCAUCAACUCUAAGGGUCAUCCUCGCUACUGCACUGUGACUACACAUGCAGAUGGAAGAGUGACCCUUAAUGGGAGUCGAUCACGCCGGGGUAAAGUCCGAGGUGCUCCAGGGAACAAAGACUGGGUGACAGCACUGAAAGGUUGUGAUGAUCCCUUGUUUAUAGAGUUCUUGAAGGAGUGUCUCAGCUGGGAUCCUUCCACACGCAUGACACCGGGUCAAGCUUUAAGACACCCUUGGAUUUGUAAACGAACCCCCAAACCCCCCAGCACUGACAAACCUUCCACUAAGAGGAUUUCCAGCUACACAAGUUCUUUCACAGGAAUAGGUUCCAAGUUGCCUCCUGUAGCUGGAGUAGCCAACAAGCUGAGGGCUAACUUAACCACUGACUCCAGUGGAGGUAUAUCUCUAUGUACUGUGCUACCCAAACUGGUCAGCUAAUGGAGAAUGAUGCAUUUCCAGAAUACAUCCCUUGUAUUUUAAUUGUUAAUAAUGUGUAAGGAAGUUAAAUGCAGAGGUUUUUAAUGGUUUUACUUUUUAUUAGAGGCUAAAUCUCAACUACAAAAAGCUCCAUCAAAUGUACACAUUUCAAGGGCUAACUUUUAUCCAACUGUUCACUCACAAUGUGGUGCAUAUAUUACCUGACUGGGUAGGUCAGCUCAGCUAUCGAGUGAAAUGACAGUUUGGCAGACAUGCCUAUAAUGCUGGGUUAGAAAUCAAACUGAUUCUUAUCAGGACGGUUUAACAGAUUCUUUUGCUUAUGACAGCAAGGAAAAUGGAUUUAUAAUACAUGUUUCAGUUCAUCUCCAACUGAACUCUUUUUAGGAGAGUUUUUACAUCAGUUGUCAAAAGCACAAAUGUGUUAAUGUAAUGCAUUAGGAACUUGCAAAUUGCUAACAUAUUUAAAGAAUUUAAGUUCUCUGCAUUGCCUUCCCCUUAUCUACCCUGACUGAGAUUUUUAAAAGUACCAUGGGAUGUAGACACCAAAGGAAUUUGGUGUUGAAAUUUUAUCAUCUGAAUAUUACUUUUCUUUCUCCAAAGGAGCAUAGAAAUGUCCUGAAACAGAGGAUAUAUCUUGAUCAAACUAACAGCUUCUCUGCAGUUGUUAUUUCCUGUAGAACUCCAUGGAAAGCUGGGAGGGGAAUUCAAGAUCAGGACUGAUCCAUUCCAAGUGUGUGCUGGUUUGUUCAGGGCUAAUGAAUCGAUUCCAUGUUGCUUUGGAGCUCAGAUUUAUUAAUUUUCAGCAUCAGUUCUGCCAGGUGUGUGUGUUUGUUUGCCUGUGUUGUUCACAAACCAAAAAUGAUGAACUUAAAGAGCUGGUUUAUUCACACCUUUGAGAUUCUGGUCAGCUUAAUGUCUAUUUUUGCCCUGUAGAGUGAAUUCCUUUGCAGUACAUGGAGCUCUUUUAAUAAAAAGCAAACAUGCCACCCCUAUCAGACAGUACAAGUUUGUAAGGCCCAGGACUGUAAAUAGAAACUGGGAGUGGAGGGGCACACCUAAUAAGUGGAAGCAUGCUCUGAAAUCUAAGCAUAAUCUGUGGAAUACCAGGAAAAGAUUGAGAAGGUGCAAGAACUGGUGAAUCCAAAUCAAAAUGCCCUAUGGGAGGAGUUGCUUUAUUUCUAAUCUUACUCCUUCAGGCCCUUGAGAGAGAGAUGUCUGUGUUUUCUCAUUCUUGAAAUCCGUGAGCUUGUAUUUCCUCUUCCUUUAUCUUCCCAGAACAUGAAAAGGUGGCGUGACCUGGAAUGACAACAGCACAACUUGUUCGGGUUGUUACUUCUUGCAGCCACAUGGCCCGAGUCCAUUUGCAAAACCAUCUGAUCUCUUGCCAGGUGCCUGCACAGAAUUUUAAACACAAUUUAGAGCUUUUUCUGAACAGCAGGUUUGAAAUCGAACGAGUUUCUGUGUCGCAGGUUUUUAGUGUUACAACAAAGGGAUUAUCAGGGGGAAUUUUAAGAUAAGGUGACCGCAUGUUCCAUGCAAGACCCUUCCUCUGAGAAGAUGGGGCUGCUUUUUCUCUUGUGCUCUAAUUACAGCGUUGGUGAAAUGCUGGGUGGAGACCUGUAUAAAACAUCAGAAAGAGAGCCAAAGCUCCAGACUUUCCAAGGCUGUUGUUUCAAUGGAGAUUCUGUGUACGUGGCUUUUCUGAGUUCUUUUGUUUUAUGAGUGUGAGGUCAAUAAGCUUAGUAAGAAUAGUAAAAUAACAGUCUAACCUUUAUCUGUGCACCUACAAGUGGUACCAAGGUUUAUGGUAUGUGCAUGGCUCACUUCAUAAUAACACAUGACUGGUAUAUUUUUAUUUUGACAGGUUUAGUGAAGUUUUAUUUGAAUGGAGAAUUGGGGAAGUGAUUUGGGGGGAAGUGGCAGCAGAUACCAUUGAUUUUAGCAGAAUUGCUAAUAGAUGUGGCAUGUUUUCAGAAGCCAGAAACAUUCUUCCUCCUCUGCCCUUUAUCUAUGCAUUUUUUAACAGAAUAUACCUGGUGAGUGAGGAGAAAGAAACCUUUCAGGAGCAAUAGCUUGUUAGGAAAGAUGCAUAGGAAAGCACUUUGUUUAAAGAGCAUAAAGUAAUGGUGGUGUCGGAGCCUGGCAGGAGGCAGUGGAGUGUUGGUGCGCUAGGAGCUGUACAAACAGAUCUCUUAGGAACACAGAGCAGGAUCUUGGUUCUAAACUGUUUUCAUCUCUAAAAUGCCAAAUGGAGAACUAAUCAUUCUCUUGUGACUUCUGGGAAGUAGUUGCUAGAGGGUAACUUCUAAUGUGGGAGCCUCGGGUGUGCACACAGUAAUCUCAAGGUUGGUGCUGGAAAGCUGCAGCUGAAGUAAUUAGCUGGCAAGAGCUAAUUCCUUUUUGUGUAGAAGAUGUGUUCAGCAUGACCUGACUGCACAGGGUGCCUGCUAUGAGUUGUGUCUGUGUCAGACUAGCUCUUUCUUACUGGGGACUACUGCAUUUUAAAAUGAAGAGCAUAGUUAACUGUUCGUGCUAAUUUGGGGCUCUUGUCUAUAUAGCCAUAGUAGGUGAGGAGGAAAAGGAAGCAGCCUCAGCAGUGUUUUACUGGGUUGAAAAGGAUUUCUUUAUCCUUUAUAUAAAUAUUCCAGGGAAUAUUUUAGUCUUGUUUCCAGUAACUAAGCCAUUUCUUUAUGAAAUGAUUGCUUUCAGUGAGGGGACACAGUAUCCCAGCACUGGGAGAGCACUCCACAUGAGCUGAUACAUCUCCUAGCUGGGACAGAGCUGAGGAAUCAUCCCUGCAAGCACCUCACUUGUGUUCCCUGUGAAUUAGCACAGUUGCCCACAGCUGCGUGUGUAGGGUUGGACCAUGGCCUGCAUAGUUGGAUGGUGUAGUUUCAAAAGUGAUCUAAAACUAACCUUGUCUGAAUAGAUUACUAGAGCAGCUUUUGGUUUUGGGGUCACUCUCUGCUUUGCUGGUUUGUUAACCUGCCAGCCAUGGUGAGGUUCCACUGGAACUUCAGCUGUGUUCUAGGAAGUCAGCAUAAAACAAAUGCACAUUUACUUGGGUUUACAGCAAAACAGCCAUCACGUUUCUGUUUUAAACCUUCUUUACAACCUUCCCAAUGUUUACCACACUGCUGUUGUCUUUGUGUUGUAAAUGACAAGCUCUGUUUAUUGUCUGCAUUUCCAACUGUUUGGUUUAGCAAUAUUUUCAUCUAAACAAAUGCCACCUUGCGCAUCCCAUCUGACAAAUACAUUCUGCUUUUACACUGGGCUCCAAGUAGUUAAUGCCUGUCCAUGCAGGGAGAAACUUGGGUUUCACUGAGCUUGGUGGGACAGGCAAGUCAUUGUCUUCCCUGCAGAACACGGUGCUGCAGGCACACAGGCACACACCCCCCUCAGGCUGCCUUUAGUUCUUUGCAGGUUUGAUCUUACCAACACCAGCUGCUGAACAUGAAGCUUGUUUUCCAACUGUGACCUGAUCCUAGGGAUCUGUGUACAACAGAUGCUCUUCGCUAGUUUUUUAUCCCAUUGUGCAGUGACCUGAGAAUUCACAACAGACUUACUGGAAAGCUUUACAGAAGCUGUUCCCUGGGAGGGUGCUGAGGCACUGGCACAGGGUGCCCAGAGAAGCUGUGGCUGCCCCAUCCCUGGCAGUGCUCAAGGCCAGGUUGGACACAGGGGCUUGGAGCAGCUGCUCCAGUGGAAGGGGUCCCUGCCCAUGGCAGGGGUUGGAGCUGGAGGAGAUGUAAGGUCCCUUCCAACCCAAACCAGUCUGGGAUUCUACAACUUUUGUGGAAGAGUCUGUUGCUCAGUGUGAAAUUCCUUCCAAUCCUUGUGCCCUGUUAGGACUUUGAUGCAGUUCAAAACUUUAUAAGCAGCAUUUUCUCAGCAGAGGUUCUUUGCAACACCCAUCUGCUUUAAAACUACCUCCAGACUAAACAUAGGGUCUUUUUUAAAGGGAUAUUCACUGCAGACUGCAGCUAUUUUUCCUUGUUUAAUAGUAGUAGCUGUUUUGGCUGUGGAACAUACACAUGAUGAUCUCAGCAAUGUCUUACUAAUCCUAGCCAGACAAGCGAAUGGCUGAUUCUGCACCCAGCCAUCUCUGCUGCAGUGUUGGCUCCAAACCCCAUGGGCUGCUGUGGAAGUGGAAGCCAAAGCCCUGUGGAUCACUCUGCUGCACUUCCCUGCAGCACCCAGCUGAGAUCCAAACCACUCUGCGCAGAAAGCCUUUGCUUCAGUGAGAAACCCAGGAGCUUUGGCAGUCCCGAGGUAACAGUUGGACUUGAUGGCCUUAAAGGGCUUUUCUAACUUAGUUGAUUCUAUGUUGAGCACCCGGAGCUGUGGGUUCCUGGUAGUUCUAUAAGCUGGACAUCAUGGGUUUAUACUUGGAGCUUCUCAUAGAUACCACUUGAUAUUUCUUAUGUUUUUAUUGUUAACUUGAUAAGGGUUUGGGGAGAUGCAUACACUUCAUUCUUCCCAUACAAGAGCCUUUCUGCAUUCUCCACUGAUAGAGCUUUUGAACCCCCUGGAACAGGUAAAACCCUGGGGCCAUGAGAGCAGUCUUGGGUAGGUGAACGCUGUCCCUGCACUGAGGGACUCCACAUGCAGUUCUUGCAGACGGGCUGGCUGGCUCAGGGAGUCAGUGUUGCUAAAGACUAACCCGUGUUCCCCAUCCAGAGAACUGUGCCUUAUUAUUUUACCAGCCUACAUCUGUCUCGGUGCAACCAAAUGACUCUUCAGGGGUUCUUACACAUUGCAGAGGUUCAUACUCAGUGUCGAUGUCUGAAGACUUUACAGGUUAGCCUGUUUAUUAUAAGUAUUGUGAUGAGGUGUAAUAUGGUGGGGACUGUAGGAAACAUUUAAGGUGCAUGUGACUAUAACUCUGUGAAGGAACACUUUGGGAAUAAGUCAGUCUCAAGCUAUUGUAUCUCAAUGUAAUGAACAGAUAUUUCCUCAAGUUGUAUCCCGGUUCAUUUUUAAAGGAAAAUAAAGACAGAAUUUUCUUUAGCAAA
This is a messenger RNA of Melopsittacus undulatus (budgerigar), 6818 nucleotides long. RefSeq names its product dual specificity tyrosine phosphorylation regulated kinase 3 (gene DYRK3). Gene Ontology annotation, biological process: peptidyl-serine phosphorylation; positive regulation of cell cycle G2/M phase transition; cytoplasmic stress granule disassembly. Gene Ontology annotation, molecular function: protein serine/threonine/tyrosine kinase activity; protein serine/threonine kinase activity; ATP binding. The coding region runs from base 49 to 1803 and encodes 584 amino acids. Gene Ontology annotation, cellular component: nucleus; cytoplasm; cytoskeleton. The transcript is spliced from 3 exons. The record is from RefSeq and is a predicted model, not a curated record. Lineage: Eukaryota; Metazoa; Chordata; Aves; Psittaciformes; Psittaculidae.